AUGACAGACGGUUACUGGAAUCGGCAACAACCUCCCAAUCUCUCUUCCAGUGGCAUGCUAAAACGACCCCGUUCCGACUACGAUAUGCCGUCAAGUCAUGAGAUGCAUAACUAUUAUUCUCGGGAUGAUGAUCGCACUAGGUAUGAAACUGUGAAGGACAGUAAGAGUAUCGGAUCAGCAUACGACCGCUACCUUCAAAAUGCACAAGCUCCUACUUUUGCUUCUAGAGAAGCCAGCGCAUUAGGAGGAGCGGGGUUUGGAAGGGGUGUUGGUGGUGGAAUGAGUGGUCUUCCUAUAGCUGAUUCUGCUGUAAUGGGUCGCCCUCGUUCUGCUGGUCAAGACCUGGCAUCAAAUGGCAGAGAUGUUGGUUUUGUUCGUCAGCGACCAGAAGAUAGAGUUGCUAGGUCUGAUCGUGAAAUGGCACAUCUACCUCCAGAUGCUUCCAAUACUUUAUAUGUCGAAGGAUUUCCUCCUGACUGCUCAAGGAGGGAAGUGGCUCAUAUAUUUCGUCCUUUUGUGGGAUAUAAAGAAGUUAGACUUGUGAGCAAAGAAGCCAGACAGCGUGGUGCAGAUCCUAUUAUCCUUUGUUUUGUUGAUUUUGUAAAUCCAGAAUGUGCGGCAACUGCAAUGAGUGCCUUGCAAGGUUAUAAAGUUGAUGAACAUGAUCCUGAUUCUAGGUAUUUGAGGCUGCAGUUUUCUCGACACCCAGGCCCAAGAUCUGGCCCUGUAAGUCGUGGAAGGAGUGAAAAUACCCGUCGCUGGAACACCUAG
This is a messenger RNA of Dovyalis caffra, 771 nucleotides long. The record is from the annotation of a GenBank genome assembly. NCBI's taxonomy places the organism in Eukaryota, Viridiplantae, Streptophyta, Magnoliopsida, Malpighiales, Salicaceae.